GAGGGUGGGGCGGCUCUGCGCGUGGGCGGAAGCGCGGCGCCCACGUGGUUCCUGCCGGGGACCGCGGAGGGGUCUCGGACUGGGCUGAGCGGGGUCCUGGAACGAACAGAGGAGAACUGAUCUGAGCAGAGUCGAGCAAGACCGAAGGGACCCGAGCUGGCCCGGUUGCAGCCGCCAUGGACCCUCUGCGGGCUCAGCAGCUGGCGGCAGAGCUGGAGGUUGACAUGAUGGCCGACAUGUACAACCGGAUGACGCAGGCAUGUCACCGCAAGUGCGUCCCCCCCCACUACAAGGACGCGGAGCUGUCGAAGGGAGAGAGCAUCUGCCUGGACCGGUGCGUGGCCAAGUACCUGGAGGUGCACGAGCGCAUGGGCAAGAAGCUGACUGAACUCUCGCUGCAGGACGAGGAGCUGCUCAAGCGCAUGCAGCAGAGCACAGGCACAGCCUGAGUCCCCUGUCCCCACCCCCCCAAUAAACUGGAGACUCUGGGCCA
Molecule: messenger RNA, 493 nt
Organism: Pogoniulus pusillus (Red-fronted tinkerbird)
Lineage: Eukaryota; Metazoa; Chordata; Aves; Piciformes; Lybiidae
Gene: TIMM10
Product: translocase of inner mitochondrial membrane 10
Exons: 2
Coding region: 177-449 (90 amino acids)
Biological process (GO): protein insertion into mitochondrial inner membrane
Cellular component (GO): mitochondrial inner membrane
Source: RefSeq, a predicted model, not a curated record